Messenger RNA from Fomitiporia mediterranea MF3/22, 595 nucleotides. Its product is annotated as POZ domain-containing protein. Gene Ontology annotation, molecular function: protein-macromolecule adaptor activity. The coding region runs from base 1 to 339 and encodes 112 amino acids. Gene Ontology annotation, biological process: ubiquitin-dependent protein catabolic process. Gene Ontology annotation, cellular component: elongin complex. The record is from RefSeq and is a predicted model, not a curated record. The transcript is spliced from 6 exons. Lineage: Eukaryota; Fungi; Basidiomycota; Agaricomycetes; Hymenochaetales; Hymenochaetaceae.
AUGAACAAAGAAGUGGAGAUGCAAGACAAAAAGGACGACUGGGUGAAAAUCGUUAGCUCCGAUGGUUUCUCCUUUGUGCUUCAGCGUGAAGUUGCAAUGGGCAGUGGUCAUCUCAAAGGCAUGCUUGACAGUUCACAUGGUGGGUUUGAGGAGUCACUUUCUGGUAUCGUUCACGUUAGCGAAAGAGGCAUCAUCGUUGAGAAGUUACUUGAGUACUUAAUGUAUAAGAAGCUGUACGAAAAUUCCCAGAACCCGAAGGAUGUUCCUGACUUCCAGGAGAGGAUUAUUCCCGAGAUCGCAUUAGAGCUGCUUGUGGCAGCAGAUUACUAUGAUGCCUGACUUGAGCUCAUACGAAUAUAUAUGUGUCGUUCUCGCCAAGUGAUUGCACUGCCCCUUUCGUCUAGUAAACAAAAUAGGUAAUGUAGGCGGCUAAUUCUUGUCUAGCCUGCACUGUAUAGCUCAUCCCACUACAUGGAUUUUUACUUUCUGCCACCCUAGACCCUACGACGCACAAUAAGCAGUGCCUUGCAUAGCUAGAAUAGGAGAAUAUUAGUGCUCUGCCUCAUGUCUUAAGCAUAGGUCUUACGCAUAUUCG